This is a messenger RNA of Quercus robur (English oak), 2786 nucleotides long. RefSeq lists its product as uncharacterized. Bases 76 to 2559 code for a protein of 827 amino acids. Lineage: Eukaryota; Viridiplantae; Streptophyta; Magnoliopsida; Fagales; Fagaceae. The record is from RefSeq and is a predicted model, not a curated record. The transcript is spliced from 4 exons.
UAAAAGACUAGCUCCCUUCGUUACAAUGCAAGCUUAAAGAGUAAUUUUUUAGUAAUUAGAGUGGAAUUAUUGGAAAUGCGUACUCUUGGAUGCUUGAGGCAUUGGCCUCAGGUGAUUUAUGCUAUAGUGUUUUGCCUCAUAGCCACUAAUGUGGUAGCUGAUAAGCUUUACUUCUUUGGUUUGAAAACAUUGGCCCAACAUGAAGAUCACCAGCCCCACAAUCAUUUGCCACCUCCAUCUCACGACCAAGAACCCCACCCCCCAAGCUAUCACACAUCACCACCGCCUGAAGUUUUUAAAACACUACCACCACUAAAAUUUCCACUACCUCCACUGCCAAAAUUUCCACUAUCUCCAUUGCCAAAAUUUCCAAUACCUCCACCAAAAUCUUCACCACCACCACCACCAUCUCCUUCACCUCCACCGCUAAAAUCUCCACCACCACCGCGUAAAUCUCCACAACCACCACAACCAAAAUCUCCACGACCCCCACCCCCACCAAAAUCUCCACCACCACCAAAAUAUCCACCACCACCAACACCAAAAUCUCCAUCAUCUCCACCACCAAAAUCAUCUCCACCACCAAAAUCAUCACCAUCGCCACCAACUCCCUCACUAUCCCCUCCACCACCAAAAUCUCCACCACCACCACCACCACCAUCUCCAUCUCCUCCACCACCAAAAUCAUCACCACCGCCACCAUCUCCAUCACCUCCACCACCACCACCACCACCAAAAUCUCCAUCACCUCCACCACAAAAAUCAUCACCACCGCCACCAACUCCCUCAUUAUCCCCUCCACCACCUCCAUCUCCAUCACCACCACCACCAAAAUCUCCACCACCACCACCACCACCACCAAAAUCAUCAACACCGCCACCAUCUCCAUCACCUCCACCACCAAAAUCUCCACCACCACCACCACCACCAAAAUCUCCACCACCACCACCACCACCAUCUCCAUCACCUCCACCACCUCCAUCUCCAUCACCUCCACCACCAAAAUCAUCACCACCGCCACCAUCUCCAUCACCUCCACCACCACCACCACCACCACCAAAAUCUCCACCACCUCCACCACCACCACCACCACCAUCUCCAUCACCUCCACCACCAAAAUCAUCACCACCGCCACCAUCUCCAUCACCUCCACCACCAAAAUCUCCACCACCUCCACCAAAAUAUCCACCACCACCACCACCAAAAUCUCCAUCACUUCCACCACCAAAAUCAUCACCACUGCCACCAACUCCUUCACUAUCCCCUCCACCACCACCACCGCCAAAAUCUCCCCCACCUCCACCACCACCACCACCACCACCACCAUCUCCAUCACCUGCACCACCAAAAUCUCCACCACCACCACCACCACCAAAAUCUCCAUCACCUCCACCACCACCAUCACCACUAUCUCCAUCACCUCCACCACCAAAAUCAUCACCACCGCCACCAUCUCCAUCACCACCACUACUAAAAUCUCCACCACCACCACCACCACCAGAAUCUCCAUCACCUCCACCACCAAAAUCAUCACCACCGCCACCAACUCCGUCACUAUCCCCUCCAUCACCUCCACCACCAAAAUCUCUACCACCACCACAACCAAAAUCUCCACCACCACCACCAUCUCCAUCACCUCCAUCACCUCCAUCUCCAUCACCUCCACCACCAAAAUCUCCACCACCACCACAACCAAAAUCUCCACCACCACCACCAUCUCCAUCACCUCCACCACCAAAAUCAUCUCCACCACCUCCAUCUCCAUCACCUCCACCACCAAAAUCUCCACCACCGCCACCAUCUCCAUCACCUCCACCACCAAAAUUUCCACCACCACCACCAAAAUCUCCAUCACCUCCACCUCCAAAAUCAUCACCACCGCCGCCAACUCCCUCACUAUCCCCUCCACCACCUACAUCUCCAUCACCUCCACAACCAAAAUCUCCACCACCACCAUCACCACCACCACCAUCUCCAUCACCUCCACCACCACCAUCUCCAUCACCUCCACCACCAAAAUCAUCUCCACCACCUCCAUCUCCAUCACCUCCACUACCAAAAUCAUCACCACCGCCACCAUCUCCAUCACCCCCACCACCAAAAUUUCCACCACCACCACCACCUCCAAAAUCUCCUCCACCACCACCACCAAAAUCUCCACCACCACCACCGCCACCAUCUCCAUCACCUCCACCACCAAAAUCUCCACCACCACCACCACCAAAAUCUCCAUCACCUCCACCACCAAAAUCAUCACCACCGCCGCCAACUCCCUCACUAUCCCCUCCACCACCUCCAUCUCCAUCACCUCCACAACCAAAAUCUCCACCACCACCACGACCAAAAUCAUCACCACCGCCACCAUCUCCAUCACCUCCACCACCAAAAUCACCUCCACCACCACCAUCUCCAUCACCUCCACCACCACCACCACCACCACCACCAAAAUCUCCAUCACCUCCACCACCACCACCACCAAAAUCAUCACCACUGCCACCACGAAAAUCUCCUCCACCACCUAAAUUAUCUCUACCACUAACACCAAUAAUUAUCUCAUAAUGACAACUAAUCCCCCACUAAAUUAUCUCUACCACUACACCCGUAAUUAUCUCAUAAGAAUAAAUGCUUCCUUAUUUGGAUGUCGAAGUGUGGCCAAGUUUGUUAUCUUUGUAUUUACAAAUAUGUAUUUUAAUGAAUAAUGAUCUCUAGUAGAGAUCGUGAAUCUGUGUAUGAAGCACUCAAUGUAUCAAACUAUUUGAAGCAAUGUGACUUUACCAUUCAAGUUC